Molecule: messenger RNA, 5343 nt
Organism: Salarias fasciatus (jewelled blenny)
Lineage: Eukaryota; Metazoa; Chordata; Actinopteri; Blenniiformes; Blenniidae
Gene: mtmr4
Product: myotubularin related protein 4
Exons: 18
Coding region: 223-3798 (1191 amino acids)
Biological process (GO): phosphatidylinositol dephosphorylation; regulation of autophagy
Cellular component (GO): cytoplasm; membrane
Molecular function (GO): protein phosphatase binding; phosphatidylinositol-3-phosphate phosphatase activity; metal ion binding
Source: RefSeq, a predicted model, not a curated record
GAGCCGGCACUUGGUGGCAUGUUGUCCCGCAGCUCCUCCAGAGAAGGUUGAAACGUGCAGACGGCGGGGGCGGGGGCGGGGGGGGGACGUCGGGGUAGCGGGCAGCCGGUUCGGGGGAGGAGAGGCCGAGAGAAGAAUGGUUAUGCCGGCUCCUCGUGCUCCUGUCGUGCUGCUGCUCUGUAGGCUGCGUGUCACUCGGGCACAGUCCUGCCUCUCCUCGACAUGAGCCUCGCAGGGAGGGUGUCCUGCUCCAUGCUCAACUGCUUUGGUGAAGAGGGGCCUCCCAGUCUGGAGUACAUCAAGGCCAAGGACCUGUUCCCCCAGAAGGAGCUGGUGAAGGAGGAUGAAAGCCUUCAGGUUCCUUUCCCAGUUCUUCAGGGGGAAGGGGUGGAAUAUCUUGGCCAUGCCGAUGAAGACAUCAUUGCCAUUUCAAACUACAGGCUCCACAUCAAAUUCAAGGACUCGGUAAUCAAUGUGCCUCUCCGGCUAAUCGAGAGCGUGGAGAGCAGAGAUAUGUUUCAACUGCACAUUAUCUGCAAAGACUCUAAAAUUGUCAGAUGCCACUUCUCCACCUUCAAGCAGUGCCAGGAGUGGGUGAAGCGUCUGAACCGGGCCAUCGCUCACCCGUCCCGGCUGGAGGACCUCUUCGCCCUGGCCUAUCAUGCGUGGUGUCUGGGCGGCAGCGCCGACGACGAAGACCAGCACGUGCAUCUCUGUCGUCCAGGUGAUCACGUGCGCCAAAGGAUGGAAAUGGAGGUGAAGAGGAUGGGCUUUGACACUCAGAACGUCUGGAGAGUGUCCGACAUCAACUGCAACUACAAGUUGUGCUCCAGCUACCCUCAGAAGCUCCUGGUUCCAAUAUGGAUCACAGACAAGGAGCUGGAGAGCGUGGCCUCCUUCAGGUCCUGGAAGAGGAUCCCCGUGGUCGUCUACAGACACCAGAGGAACGGUGCAGUGAUCGCCCGUUGCAGCCAGCCGGAGAUCAGCUGGUGGGGCUGGAGGAACACGGAUGACGAGUAUCUCGUAACGUCCAUCGCGAGGGCCUGUCAGAUGGACACCGGGGCCAAGGGCCCGCCGGCCGGACGGCAGCGUGGGGACGCGCACGACUCGUCAGACAGUGAUUUUGACUCCUCUCUGACGGGCGCCUCCGGCUGCGACGACAACGCUGUGCCCCAGAAGCUGCUGAUCCUCGACGCUCGCUCGUACACCGCUGCAGUGGCCAACCGAGCCAAGGGCGGAGGCUGUGAAUGUGAAGAGUACUACCCCAAGUGUGAGGUAAUGUUCAUGGGAAUGGCCAACAUCCACGCCAUCCGAAACAGCUUCCAGGCCCUCAGAACAGUCUGCAGCCAGAUCCCGGAUCCCGGAAACUGGCUCUCAGCCCUCGAGAGCACCCGCUGGCUCCAGCACCUGUCCGUCAUGAUGAAGUCUGCUGCGCUGGUGUGUUCGGCGGUGGAGAGGGAAGGCCGUCCCGUCCUGGUACACUGCUCGGACGGCUGGGAUCGCACACCCCAGAUUGUAGCCCUGGCCAAAAUUAUGCUGGACCCUUACUACAGAACUUUAGAGGGUUUCCAGGUGCUCGUUGAGACCGAGUGGCUGGACUUCGGCCAUAAGUUCGGGGACCGCUGCGGGCACCAGGAGAACGCCGACGACGUGAGCGAGCAGUGUCCCGUCUUCCUGCAGUGGCUGGACUGCGUCCACCAGCUGCUCAAGCAGUUCCCCUGCCUGUUCGAGUUCAACGAGUCCUUCCUGGUCAAGCUGGUGCAGCACACGUAUUCCUGUCUCUACGGGACGUUUCUGUGUAACAACGCUCGGGAGAGGGAGGCGAGGAACAUCUACAAGCGAACCUGCUCGGUGUGGUCGCUGCUUCGCUCUGGAAACAAGAACUUCCAGAACUUCCUCUACAUCCCCAGCCAUGACAUGGUGCUGCACCCGGUCUGCCACACCAGAGCGCUCCAGCUGUGGACGGCCGUCUACCUACCCACCUCCUCCCCCUGCACCGCCGUGGACGACUCGGUGGAGCUCUACCAUCCCCCGUCCAUCACCGGCGACGAGCUCACCCCCCGCUCCCUGGACAGGCUUCCUAAGACUCGCUCCAUGGACAACUUACUGUCGGCUUUUGAGAACGGGGCGCCUCUGACACGCACGUCCAGCGACCCCAACCUCAAUAAGCACUGCCAGGACGGUCGCCCUGCACUGGAACCCUCGCCUGCCGCGGAAGAGGCCUCGGCAGACGUCUGUGACGAGUUCCUGCCGGCCUUACGUCAGAGUCCGGCCGAGACCUCGGAGGACCUGCCGCCCGCAGAGACGAGUGAAGACACACUGGAGGAGCCCUGUCUCACCACGCAGCCGCUGCCCUCCCCGCCCCUCCCCCCCAUCCCUCUCUGUCAGGACGCCACAGCUGCUCACACUGCCUUUUCCACUCCGGUCCUCCAGCAAGCCUUGCCUCAGACCACGAGCCCCGCGCUCCCGCCGCCUCCCGCCGAGGCCGAGAGUCCCUGUCGGACCGCAGAAAGCACCACGUCACCUUCUCAUAAAUCGGAGCCAUGUUUACCUCUCCCCUGCAAGAGCGGCCGGCCGCCGGCCGACUCGCCCUCCUCGCUGCUGAACGAUUGCGUCGACGGUCCAGAAAGCGGCCGUCCCGAACACGUGAGCCUGCUGGCGCUGAAGCAGCUCACCCCUCCGCUGGAGGACUCCACCGAGACGCUCACCGACGAGGCCGAGCUUCCUCCAAACCCGCCCGGCGCAGACCUUCACCAGGAUCCUUCAAGCGACGAAGAGAAGGCCGAAGCCCAGAAGGAGAAAGAGGAGGCAAGGACAGACGUGUCGAGAGGGAGGGAGCGCGACUGCAGCCAGCUCGCCGCUCGCCACUUGAUCUCGCAGAGCCAUUUCUCCGACCUGGCGCUGCUGAGCUCCCACUGGGAGAGCGUCCAGGGUCUGGUGCAGUCCGCCGGCGGCCGGCCUCAGCAGCCCGGCGUCUACCAGAGUCGGCGGCUCGCCGGUAAGCUCCUCCGCACGCAGGGCGUCGCGGCCGCCAGCGUGUCUCAGUGUUGUCGCCGGGAGGCGCUGUGUUGCCCCAGCAGCCCCGUGCAGCCCGCCUGGCUGUCGGGCGCCAGGAGCACGGGCUACCUCGGCCUGUACGGGCCCGCCGCCGCCGCCCUCAACGGUCACUCGCUGGCGUCGUUCUCCUCGCCCUCUGCCUCCAGCUCCCCUCCCCCGCCCCAGGCCCCCGCCUACCUCGACGACGACGGCCUGCCGGUGCCCCUGGACGCCGUGCAGCAGAGGCUGCGGCAGAUCGAGGCGGGCUACAAGCAGGAGGUGGAGGUGCUGCGGCAGCAGGUGCGCCAGCUGCAGAUGAGGCUGGAGAGCAAGCAGUACGGCACGCCGCCCUCCGAGCCCGACAUCGACUACGAGGAUGACAUCACGUGUCUGCGGGAGUCGGACAACAGCAACGAGGAAGACUCCGUGUCCACCCACAGCGAGGACCGUCUGUCCGAGGGCAGCUGGGACCGAGUGGAGCGCAAGGACACCGAGGUGACCAGAUGGGUGCCCGACCACAUGGCCUCGCACUGCUUCAACUGUGACUGCGAGUUCUGGAUCGCCAAGAGACGCCACCACUGCAGGAAUUGUGGAAACGUGUUCUGUAAAGACUGCUGCCAUCUGAAGCUGCCCAUCCCGGACCAGCAGCUGUACGACCCCGUGCUGGUGUGCGUCACCUGCCACGACCUGCUGCUGGAGUCGCGCACCCGCGAGAUCCGCAGCCAGCAGCUGAAGAAGGCCAUCGCCACAGCCUCCAGUUGAGAGAAGCGCCCCGUAGCGUCGGCCCGCCUCGGCUCCGUCCGAGCCGCUGUGACCCCCGACCUGCUGUUGGUUUUCCCUGCAGAGAGCGAGAGAGGGGAGGGGGGUGAGGAGGAAUUGUUACGUUUUGGAGGGGAGGUGAGAGGAAGGCAGGUCGGCCGGUGGGAGAGGGAGCGACUCCCUCCAACUCCAGACAUUUUUCAAGGCUUGGAGGGCCGCAGCGUCCCCGCCGCCGCCGCCGCCGCCUCCGUACGGCUCCGUCCCGCCCGAGACACAUGUCCAACCCGCCGCCACACCCGCACCCUCCCGACAGCACUACAGAGGACAAUCACUCACCCUUCCACGUGUCGGGGACUCCGAAGCCUGUACCUGUUCAACUGGAGGCUUUCCACUUUAAAAAGAAAAGAAUUGCUGCUACAGUAUUUAAAAGUCUAAUUUUGUAUUCUUAUUUUGUGCACUACUAGCUGUUGUGUGUUUGAGGGAAUCUGAGACCAAACUUGAGCAAAAGGGAGAAAUCUGCUGUUUACUUUGUCAUUGCAUCAUGUUUUCUCGGAGCCUGAAUGUAACAGUUGAUGGGUAACUGGACGGCGUUUCUGUUCAUGUACAUUUGGUGGCUCGUAUGUGUUCAUUGCUGCAAUGUGCUCUCAAACUUGUGUAUAUGCCCGGUCUGUGGUUCUGUCUUUUAUCAGUGCUUCUCUUCCGCGGCGCGGCCUCGUGGCAGCGGGAGGCCCUCUGCAGGGGGGGCCCCCGGGCGCCGGCGGGCUGAUGCAACGCCGCCUUGUUUGUUUUGUGCGAUGUGUGCUCGCUGUGUCAAGAGGAAGCAGACGGAGCGAGGCUGGGAGACGGCAGGUUUCUGGAAAGUCACGUCUGGUGCGAGUUUGAAGUUGCUGGAAGACCGAGGGGGGGUGGGGGUAGGGGGGGCGCGUACCGAGGGUUCCUGUGAUUGAAUUAGUGUCCGCAUUAAACUUGACGUCCAUCUGACUGAUGACUCGUCUUCGUGUGGCGAGCCGGCAGGACACGCCGCUGACGGGAAGAGACUGAACCAGGUGUCUGGAGUCGUUCUGUUCGGGGAGUUUGGCCACAGCCCCCCCUCUUUAUAAAAUGUGUUUGUGUCUACUGGUCGUUCCUUGAGACAAUAGUGCCAUAUUUUAUUUCGUCUAUUUUUAAAGCCUUUUUGUUUCUUACCGAUGGCAGCAGGUUUCUAAUUGGCCUCCUCUGUAUUUACUAAUGGUACAGGUAGUUAGCUGCUUAAUAACACUGAGGCAACUAAAGAUGGUGGAGUUGGCUAACGAGGCUAACCACGUCACUAUACGAUGGGAUAUCACUGAAUUAGUUAAUCUCUGUGGUUACCCGUUCUUAAUAAUUGGGAUAUGUUUGCACGGUGGUUAUGAAGACAAAAAUCCUUUAAAGAGGAGCUCAGAUAUGUAACAUAUUAGUUAUCUGAUCUGUAGUGGUGGCUAAAAAUUGGCACUAAAUGAAUAAUUGUUGUAAAGAAAUGCACUGUAAAACUUAAAUCCCAUGGGUUAAAUAAAGAUUAUAUCAAGAGUC